AUGAUUGGAGCCAGGUUUCUAUUGCUUUUCGGGUGUGUAAAUUCGUUGAUUUUGACCUCUUUGGAUAAUCCCACUGGCUGUGAGUGGCGGCACAAUGUUUCAGGUAAAAUUAUCUUAAAACAUAAUUAAAAAAAUAACAUUACUUAUUCCAUCAAUGCGAAAUGAUAUUUUAGAAUCUGAAGGAAUGUCUCUGACUCAAAUGGAAACUCUGGAGAAUUGUUUGUAUUAUAAAUUGGCCCAAUCUCAGCCCAGUCACAUGGAGUUUAUCCAAGAUCCCCCCUGGGAAUAUCCUCUGACCAUCGGCGUCGAUCAUUAUGUUGUCCAUCAAGUCGAUCUGGUUGGUAUCCAAACAAUUAUUUUAUUUUAUUUAUAUUUAGCUAAAGAAAGAUUCAUCCCAAUUUAAUAUUCAUGGAGAUCUGUACAUCGUAAGUACUAUAGAAAUAACUAUAAUAACAUUAUAUCAGACAUGGAAUGACUCUCGCCUUUCUUGGAACGAGACCGAUUGGAAGAUUGAUGAGUUUGCGUUGCAUGAUAAUCAUCAUAUCUGGACUCCCCAUUUCAACGAAGACUCGGAAUGUAGUCAAGCCGAUGGAUGUAUUGCCAGGAUAUCCGAUAUAGAAAUCAAAUAUGAUGGGACGGUGACAGCCAGGUUCACAUUCAGAUUCCCGGCGUUUUGUGGGAUUAAUUAUUACAAAUACCCUGAGGAAACGAACGAUUGCUGUCUAUUAUUGACCCUACAAGAGAUCGAAAGGAAAGUUAAAUUCGAAUUGAAAACAAAAGAAAGAGCGGCUAUUCAAAAACCGGUGGCAUUGACGACAGUGGAGACUGAGGGGAACACCAAGAUCUUCAAGAAUGUCGAGACAUCCAUCUGGACAGUUACAGUAAGCAAAUUGGGGUAUUAUUUACUUAGCCUUCUUAUCUUUCCUUGCUUCGAUAAAACUGUCUUUCAGGACCGAGUUAUCGAUGUAGCCAAGAUCGGAGGGUAUCGAAACGAAUUCCUCCGACUUUGUAUCCAUGCCAAGAAGGAGAUGAGCACCUUGAAGAUCGCUCUUCGUAUUCCGGUUACGAUCGCCACAAUGCUGAUGCUGGUCUCUCCAUUAUUCGGGGAUCUGCGGACUCAAUCCUUUGUCAAACUUCUGACCCUGACCUUGCAGACCAUCUGUUUCUUGUUCUUAUGCUCGAUUGCACCGGAGAAUGGCUUUGGCGGGACCAAACCGAAGAUAUGUAAGGAGACGUCAUUUGAUGAAUUAUAAGAGACUUAGUGCGUGGUGUUGCGUGACGAAAUUGGCUCAUGCGCCUGCUUUUUAUUUAAGUUCAAUCCAGUUUAAAAAUUGUUUUUAUGAUUAAAAAACGCAUAACAUCAAAAAAAAAUGCCCUUGUAAGACUUAACCUUCCUUAUUUCAGACACCUUUUACGAAUUCCUCUUUUUCGUCAGCUUCCUCUCCAUCCUGGUUACCCUUGUUUGUUUGGCAUUGUGUCGAGUCCGUCGCACCGUGCCACCCUCCCAUUUCUUUUAUUUAAGUGCCAAGUUAAUCAAUCGUUUCUUCUGUUGUAUUGAGCCAGAACAGAGUACCUCCUAUCAGCGUCAUCUUGAGGACACUUUCGAUCGACCCGACAGUGAUCGGACGACUACAAUUGUAGAUUACACCCACGAGUGGAGGCACAUUUACAUCGCUGUGAAUAAUCUCUUUUCAGGCCUUUCUUUCAGCGUCUUCUGUUUUGUGAUUAUAUUUGAGAUCAUGUAA
This is a messenger RNA of Bursaphelenchus xylophilus (pine wood nematode), 1745 nucleotides long. NCBI's taxonomy places the organism in Eukaryota, Metazoa, Nematoda, Chromadorea, Rhabditida, Aphelenchoididae. The record is from the annotation of a GenBank genome assembly.